UGGUAUAGACCGAACAUAAGUUAUGGAAAGCCAUUAGUAGAGUAUUUUUUAUUAUGAUGGCAUCGCCAAGCAAAGUGGAUCUUGAAUACUGUCAACAACUGCCUAAAGUCGAGUUACAUGCCCACAUCAAUGGAAGCAUAAGUCCAUCUACAUUACAGAAGCUAGCAGUGAAAACCAACUCCUCCUCAGAUAAAAGCGUGAAGGAAACCUUGAAUGAAAUACACAGAUGGAGAACCUUGGUGGAAAAGCGGGAAAGACAGACAAUGAAUGGGUGUUUCCAAACAUUCAAGCUUAUCCAUAGAGUCAUCAAAGACGUUAAGGCUGUUUCCAUGGUAACCUAUGAUGUCAUCAAGGAGUUUGCCAGUGAUGGUGUAAAGUACCUUGAACUCCGAAGCACACCUAGGGAUGAUGCUACAAAUGGAAUGACCAAGAGGCUGUAUAUUGACGCUGUGAUGAAGGGAAUAGAAUUAUGCGAGCUCGACGGUAUUGACACAAUAGUGAAGUUUCUACCAUCCAUUGAUAGGAGAAUGAGUCUAGAGGAAGCAGGAGAGGUGGUCAGUCUUGCAUUGGAGUAUCAAGCUUCAACAGACAAGUGUGUAGGAUUAGACCUCAGCGGAGAUCCACAGUUUGGUGAUGUCAAGGCACUAGUACCACUCCUUCAGAGGGCCAGAAAUCAUGGGUUAAAGUUGGCCAUUCAUACUGCCGAGCACCAAGGCUGUAACGAAGAAAGUCGGAUUCUCUUGGGGAUCCCGCCAGAUCGCAUCGGACACGGGACAUGCCUUCACCCCGAGGCUGGAGGGGAUCAAGACCUGGUAGAUACCGUUGUACGCUCCAAUAUACCCAUAGAAAUGUGCUUAACGUCGAAUCUUAUUGGAGGAGCUGUGGAGAGCCCUGCUUCUCAUCAUUUGAAGUACUGGAUGAACAAGAAUCAUCCUUGUGUUAUAUGUACGGAUGAUAAAGGUGUGUUCUCGACCAAUCUCUCCGAAGAGUACUUGCUGGCUGCCGACACCUUCAACCUCUCCCGCCAUGAUGUCUGGGACAUGUCUGAAGGGGCAGUCGACUGUAUUUUUGGUGGAGAGACUAUUAAAGGACUAUUGCGGACCAUAUGGGCCAAAGAGAAAAUCAAACUUGGAUUGGGAGAGGCGGGAGUGCUUAACGGAGAAAGCCUUUAAAUUGUAUUUUGUGUGUAAACAGAGUAACCAAGAGAAUGUAAUUGGAAAUGGUAGAUGAAAGAAAUUCUGCUUGUUAGAAAUUGAGUAAAUGAUUUAGGUUUCCUUCAAAAAUGAGGAGAGUUGUUUGAUGUCACAGGAACACUAAGGUGACGUCACGCUAUAUCAGUAUCAGUAUUAUUAUAUGAGUAGUCUACAUCAGCCCGCUCAAGACAAACGGGGUUAAGCGGAUUUAUACACACCCGCAGUUAACCAGCGAAAUCAAAGGCGUAGAUUCCAAGCUAGGAAAAAAUGACUUGACCAAACCGAUGUGUACCCCAUUGAACAACCAGACCAGGAUAUAUGCAGAUCGGUUUGCAACAUCGAAUAUUAUUUUAUUUGUUAAAAGGACGAUGGAGGUGGACCAUUUAUCAUAAUGAAAACAACUGUAAGGUUAAUAUAGCCCUGGAGGAAAAAUUGAACGUCUCUCUCUCUCCCCUUAUUUUGUCGGGAGCGGAGGAGGAAAUAAAUGGAAGGGAAAAAUAGGUCGCCUUGAUUAAAAAUCAAAGCCUGAUGAAGAUGUAUAUCUGGGAUUAUAUUCCGGGCUUAGGGGAUAUUAAAUGAUUUAUAUGGAUGGAUAUGGAGAGUGAUUGAACCCGACUGAAAAGU
Strongylocentrotus purpuratus (purple sea urchin) is the source of this 1817-nucleotide messenger RNA. It is a transcript of the gene adal, whose product is annotated as adenosine deaminase-like protein. The record is from RefSeq and is a predicted model, not a curated record. The transcript has 9 exons. Gene Ontology annotation, biological process: inosine biosynthetic process; adenosine catabolic process. NCBI's taxonomy places the organism in Eukaryota, Metazoa, Echinodermata, Echinoidea, Camarodonta, Strongylocentrotidae. Gene Ontology annotation, molecular function: adenosine deaminase activity. Bases 54 to 1172 code for a protein of 372 amino acids.